Helianthus annuus (common sunflower) is the source of this 1361-nucleotide messenger RNA. Its product is annotated as transcription factor DICHOTOMA. The coding region runs from base 97 to 1242 and encodes 381 amino acids. Gene Ontology annotation, molecular function: DNA-binding transcription factor activity; sequence-specific DNA binding. The record is from RefSeq and is a predicted model, not a curated record. Gene Ontology annotation, cellular component: nucleus. Gene Ontology annotation, biological process: regulation of secondary shoot formation. Lineage: Eukaryota; Viridiplantae; Streptophyta; Magnoliopsida; Asterales; Asteraceae. The transcript has 2 exons.
CAGAGUUGUGCCCUAAAAAGGAAGAUUUACAGUGUAAAGCUUAAGAGGGGUGGUGGUCUCUUAAAUGCAACUUUACCCUUAGCUUUAUUUGGAUCAAUGAACUUAUAUCUAAACUUCUUUGUUAACUAUUAUUGUUAUUGUUUCUUUCAUUUCCAAAUUACAAUGUUUUCCUCAAACCCUUUUCCACAGAUUCCAUCUCCCAUCCAUGUCUCACAUCCUUUCAAUUCCUUCUUUGACCUUGAAAGAAACGAUGUAUAUUUCAACCAUCAUGAAGACAACAAUAACCCUUUUGUUUCCGGUGAUUCUUUUUUACAUUCCUACAGCAGUUUUGCUCCACAACCAUCAACCCUACCUCCAGUCACAGACUAUAUACCUUCAAAUGCACAAGAGUUAGAUAGUCAAAACCAGCUGCUUGAUCAUGAAGGGUCUGGGUUGCAAUAUUGUGACAAUUAUAGUGAUCUUUUGGAGUCAGUAGUUUACCCAUCAAAGAAAAAAGUGGCGAUUUCAAAAAAAGAUGGGCAUAGUAAAAUCUAUACCGCACAAGGCCCGAGAGAUCGGAGGGUGAGAUUGUCCAUUGACAUUGCAAGAAAGUUUUUUGUGCUUCAAGAUUUGCUAGGUUUUGACAAAGCAAGCAAAACCCUUGAUUGGCUCUUUACCAAGUCCAAGAAGGCGAUUAAGGAGUUGAUUGAAGAAACAAAGCACUCCUCAUCUUCCACUGUUAGUACUAAUCAGUGUGAAAUGGCUUUCCUAGAGACCAUCAAGGGAGGAUCAGGAUCAGAUGAAGAUAAAGGGCAAAAAAUGUCAGCUCUCAGGUUUCUUGAUGGAGAAAAGAAGAAAAUGACACAAAAAUGCAAAUCUGGAUUUCAUGCUAGUCUUGCAAGAGGCCAGUCAAGGGCAGAGGCAAGAGCAAGGGCUAGGGAGAGAACAAAACAAAAAUUGCGCAUCAAGGAGCUAGACAACGACUUGAAGAAAAUUCCUGAUGAUUACCCUUGUCAUGCAUUAAGCCCCUCAAACACAACACUCCAAUCAAACUCUUGGGGUCAAUUUGAAUCACAAAGUGACUAUAAUGACAUCCUUCAUGGAUCAAUGCUGGAACAAAGGUUUUCAGUAUCAUCUUCAACUUUGUAUACUUACAAUCACAACUUUGUUGUAUCAGAUGAGUGCAUCUCCCAAAUUUCAUCCAAAGGUAUGCCUAAAUUUAAAGUAAUUCACGAGGAGCAGAGUCACCGUGCAAUGAUAUAGAUCUACAAAAGAACUCUGAAAGGGGUGCUGGAGAAAAUCUAGUCUUCAUCAGCCGGCAAAUAGAUCUAGUAACCACUUCUCGGCACUAGUUGAUUGGGGGAGCUGGAGCUAUAAUAUCA